Molecule: messenger RNA, 1008 nt
Organism: Ctenocephalides felis (cat flea)
Lineage: Eukaryota; Metazoa; Arthropoda; Insecta; Siphonaptera; Pulicidae
Exons: 1
Coding region: 1-1008 (335 amino acids)
Source: RefSeq, a predicted model, not a curated record
AUGGAAGAAUUCAAAAAUAAUGUGCCUCAAAUGGAAGAAAUACCUCAGCCAACAAAUCAGAAUAAUGUUGACCUUUCGGGAACAAACCAGGAUGAUAUUAACCUUUCGCUAACAAACCAGGAUAAUAUUGACCUUUUGCUAAUAAACCAGGAUAAUAUUGACCUUUCGGGAACAAACCAGGAUAAUACUGAUAUUUUGGGAGAAAACUGGGAUAAUAUUGAUCUUUCGGGAACAAACCAAGAUGAUAUUGAUCUUUCGCUAACAAACCAGGAUAAUAUUGACCUUUCGGAAGCAAACCAGGAUGAUACUGAUAGUUCGGGAGAAAACUGGGAUGAUAUUGACCUUUCAGCAACAAACCAGGAUGAUAUUGAUAUUUUCGGAGAGAUCUGGAAUAUUAUUAAUCUUUUGGGAACAAACCAGGAUAAUAUUGACCUUUCGCUAACAAACCAGGAUGAUAUUGACCUUUCGCUAAUAAACCAGGAUAAUAUUGACCUUUCGGGAACAAACCAGGAUGAUACUGAUAUUUCGGGAGAAAACUGGGAUGAUAUUGACCUUUCUGCAGCAAACCAGGAUGAUAUUGAUAUUUUGGGAGAAAUCUGGAAUAUUAUUGAUUUUUCGGGAACAAAACAAGAUGAUAUCGACCUUUUGGGAACAAACCAGGAUGACAUUGACUUUUUGGCAAAAAAUCAGAAUGAUAUUGACUUUUUGGCAACAAACCAGGAUAAUAUUGACUGUUUAGCUACAAAUCGGGAUGAUAUUGACAAAUGUGAUGCCAAAAAUACUAAUCCAACUCAUGUUAAUCUUCCGCUCCCGAUAGACUUACAUUCUCAUAACCUUCCGACUGACAAAAAAUUCGUAACCAUGGAAGCCGGAGAACUUCCGCAAACAUUUACUAAAUUUAGGAGUGUUAGAGAGAUGGUAAAAAGAUUAGAAAGUGUCAAAGAAGAAUCCAUGAAAAAUAUUUCGCUUGUAGCUUCCACUAAACCUAAGAUUGAUAUAUUUAAUUGA